CAGAAACCCGCGAAACAUGCCCUGUGAAACUGUUAUUGUUUGAGCAAAUCGGUCGUCUAAAAUAACCGAGUUAUGGCGAGAUUGAGGUCAGAUUCUGCGAAAACAAAGAAAGAAACUACUAGAAAAACUUCCACGGCCUCAAGAGUUUGUAAAAAUGAUAAAUCGAGUGCGACAGUGGCGAAGAACCCUAUAUCUUCUAAAGCAAGAGUCCAAUCAGUCAAGCGCGAAAUAGAACCGCCAGCCGAUUCUUUGCAGAAAUCAACCAAGAGCAGUGGUAAAGCGACGGAUGAAGCUCUUAAAAACGGGCCCCCUCGACAUGGCAAGAGGAGAAAGUUCUCAUCCCAGGAGCUUAGUGAAUCUCCCUCCAAAAAACCCAAAGUGAAUUUAGCUGAAGACCAAAUGCCAGAGAAUGUAAAAAAUGCAGACGAAGAGAAAAGUUGUUCAAAGGCAGAGAAACAAAAAUCAUUAUCAAGUUUGAAACAAUCAUCUAAGAAGAAUGAGGUGAAACCAAAGGCCACAUCCAUUGUGUUGAAACGGGCACACGUACCUCUUGCAAAUAUUAAAGGGAAGCUCAAGAAAGAAAGUCCAGUGAAACAGAAGCAUCUACCUGUACCUACUCCAGAAGAUGAACAGAGAUCACCUAGAAAACAUGGAGUUGUGAGCAAAAGGCUGAAACCAGAUUUGAAAGCAAUUGUCAAAGAAGAGAAUGUUGUUGAUGAAAUUAAAGCAGAUGAAUGUGAGGCAGAUGAUUCAAGUGAUGAUGAGGAAGUGCAGUGGGAAGAUGUUGACGAGGCGGAUGUUGUUGAUCAUCGGCCAGAAGAUCAGGAAGCUUCUACCUCACAGGAACAUCAGCCAGCUAACAAAAGCAGUGUUGAGAUCAGCAUUACAGUACCUGGAACAAAAAAGAGAAAAAAAGGAUGGAGUCAUGAAGAUGUUGUGAAAUAUAUUAAAAGAGCUAUUAACAGAUUUAGGAAAGAUGUUUACACCAGUGCUCAUAAGGUUCACAUUUUGACCCUUAUUGCAAAUGGAUUUUUUAGAAACAACAUUUGUAAUGAACCACUGCUACAGGCUGUUCUGCUAUCUCAUGUAGCAAGUGACUUUAUAUCUCUGAACAAGAGGAAGUGGGAUGUGGUGCAACUCACUAACUUCUUGAAAUGGUUUCAAAGUGAGUUCUCCAGCACUGAUGAUGUAAGAACUGGAAACAAAGAGGCAGACAAACAGAUUGCCAGAUUUCAAAACUUAUCCGAGGUGUUUGCGACAAUCCUCAGAGCACUUGGAUUUCUUACAAGGCUUGUGUAUUCUCUUCAGCCCAUGUCAGCUAAAGGUGACACAGAUGUUAAAACAAGUUCAAAAACUUCAAAGAAAAAUACUCACAAAGGGAACAAAGUCUCUCCUCAUAAUUCUUCGAAAGCCAUUUUAAAGAAAUUAUCAGUGCCAAAUAAACAGGAGGAAGCUGCUAUGAAUUCAAGGAAUACCAAAUCAGAAAAUAAAUCCAAGACAACUUUAUCUAAAUCACUGGCACUCAUUUCUGAAAACAGAAGUGAGAUCAGCAGUGAGAAAUUAAAAAAGGAGAAGGUAGCUAAAAGUUGUAAAAAGGAGGGAGGUGAAUCAAGUUAUGGUGGAAAGAGAACUCCUAAGACUUCUGAUGAAACUAGUAAAGUCCAUAAGAAUAUGAAAAAGGGCAAGGGUAACAUCAGUGAUAAGCCUGUGAAAAAACUUGUGAAGAAGAGACCUCUACGCAAGAGAGCCAAGAUAGAUUACUCCCUAAGUGACCAUGAGAUAGAAAGCAGUGGCGACAAAGAAUGGAAUGUUCCUUCUAGUGAUAGUGAAGAGGAGGAGGAGGAAGACAGAAACUGCAUGGAAAAAUCCUCCACAAAGAAAAACAAGACUCCUUUGGUCAGGAAAAAAGUGUCCUCUUCAGAUAGUUGUAAUGACACACCAACAGAGAACAGUAGUGUGUCUUUUGUUGAUCUUUUGGAUGAUGAUAGUGAUUUUGAAGUUUCUAGCAAACCAUUAGUUAAAAGAAAAUUGGCUGCUGGCUCAUCAGAUAAAAAGAAGAAGGCUUUAAAGAUUAUCAGUUCUGAUGAUUCUGAUGAUGAGGGUGUCAACUGGUGGACUGAGGUGUUUCUGCCUUCUGACAAGAAAUGGAUUUGCGUUCAUCUUGAAUCUUCAAGUGUCAAUCAUCCUGAAAUGUGUGAGCAGCAGGCAGCCCAACCUAUGGUUUAUGUUGUGUCAUUUGAUAAUGACAAUGCUGUCAAAGACGUCACUAAUAGGUAUGCAUCUUCCUUCAUGUCAAAGACCAGGAAGCUUCGCAUUGAUUCUGAUUGGUGGGAAGAUACUCUUCUCCCAUACAAAUCAAAAAACAAGAAAAUGGAUAAAAUGGAAGAUUCUCAUCUUGAAGAUCAACUUCUCGACAAACCUCUGCCUACCAGCAUAACGGAGUACAAAAACCAUCCUCUUUAUGUACUGAAGAGACAUCUCCUUAAGUUUGAAGGCUUAUACCCAGAAACUGCAGCCAUUUUGGGAUACUGCCGCGGUGAAGCAGUCUACUCGAGAGAGUGUGUCCAUUUGCUCCACACAAGAGAGAAGUGGUUGAAUGAGGCUUUGGUUGUGAAGCAAGGGGAAAAACCAUACAAGAUAGUAAAAGGACGGCCUAAAAGGAACCAACCAAUCCAUGAGCGAGAUUCGGUCACAAUUGACUUGUUUGGCAGAUGGCAAACAGAGAAAUAUAAACCGCCGCCAGCGAAAGAUGGAAAAGUACCAAGGAAUGAGUAUGGUAAUGUAGAGUUAUUCCAGCCUUGUAUGCUGCCACCCGGAACGAAGCACAUUCAAAUUAACGGUAUCCAACGGGUGGCGAAGAAACUCGGCAUUGAUUGUGCUCAGGCUGUGAUUGGAUUUGAUUUUCACUGUGGUUUUAGCCAUCCUGUUAUUGACGGUGUUGUGGUGUGUGAGGAAUAUGAGCAAACGUUGCUGGAUGCGUGGCAUGAAGAAGAACAACAAGCAGAGAAGAAAAAAGCAGAGAAGCGCGAGAAACGUAUGCUGGCCAACUGGAAACUUUUGACGAGGUCGUUGUUAAUCCGUGAGAGACUCAAGAAAAGAUACGACACAGAGGACACUAGCAAAAUUGAAACACCAAGCACGAGCCAAGGGGAUGAGGUUGUCACAGACGCUUCAGUUUCAUGGCCUCUAAACAGACAAGAGGGCAAAACGAGUGUUGCUGGUGAGGGACAUUGCCAUGUAUUUCCUGAAAGCGGACACUCGCAGGAUCCUGUCACAGGGGAAUGGAGGAGAUCAUGUUCGUGUGGAUUAACUCUUCCGUUUGAAAAAAUGUAGACAGUAAAAGCUAACUGCGUCAAAAAAAAAAACAAAAAAACAAAAAAAAAAAGUCAAAGCUGUGGUGAAGUAGAGUCACUAGUCAAAAACCCAAAGUUUCUUUCAACUCCUUUUAAAUCCACUAUUUAGUUCCUGAAAGUGUCACCAAAGAAUAAAAGGCCCCACAAACAAGCUUAAUUUUGAAAAAGGAACGAAUUAGAGUACGAAAAAUGAGGAACCGUAUGACAAAAAAAUUGUUGUUCGUAUGUGUUUCAUGGAAUUUUUAUACAUCCUCGUCCAAACCAAUAUUGGUACACCAUAUACUGAUUGGCUGGUUUGGAAGUGAUUUGCAAAUACCAUUCACCUCCGGGCAGCAGACGAGACAAAAUCGCGCGUUAAUACUUUGACUCCCAAGCAAUUUUUUGGUAUGUCGACUGUAAUAAACUAAUUUGGAAAAAAGAACGAAUUAGAGUACGAAAAAUGAGGAACCGUACAUUAAAAUAUUGUGGUUCGUAUUUGUUUCAUGGAAUUUUUACACAUCCAUGUCCAAACCAACAUUGGUAUUAUCAUAUACUUAGUAUAUACCACACAGGUGAACAGUGCUUUUCGCGCGCACUGAUUGGCUGGUUUGGAAGUGAUUAGCAAAUACCAUUCACUUUCGAGAAGCAGACCAAAUCGCGCGUCAAUAGUUUGAUUUCCAACCAUUUUUUCGGUAUAUUGACAGUAAUAAACUAAUUUCUUUAGUUUCUGUGGUAUAUAUUAAAACAAUUAUUCAUCUCCGUGUCAGUUAAAAAGGUGGAUAUUUACCUCCACUUUGGCGAAUAAUUACUCAUUACUGAGUUAUACUUUAUUUUAACCUUAAAAGUAUCAUUUCCCAGUUGUAUAAUCAUUUGACUUCUUUUUGGAUUGUAACCAGGAGGGUAGCAUCCAGGGAUGUAACAGGUGGUUUUUCAAUAACAAAAUACAGUUGUAUUGCGAGGGCAAACUUUCUAGUUUAUUAGCUGAAUAAAUUGUUUUGUUUUUACAGACGUUACUGUUACAAUACAUUUAUAUAUCUUAAAAGUAACUCUCACAAAAUAAAUUGUUUUAACAAUUCA
Messenger RNA from Stylophora pistillata, 4409 nucleotides. RefSeq names its product DNA repair protein complementing XP-C cells homolog. Gene Ontology annotation, biological process: nucleotide-excision repair; mismatch repair. Gene Ontology annotation, molecular function: single-stranded DNA binding; damaged DNA binding. Gene Ontology annotation, cellular component: nucleotide-excision repair factor 2 complex; nucleus; XPC complex. The record is from RefSeq and is a predicted model, not a curated record. Lineage: Eukaryota; Metazoa; Cnidaria; Anthozoa; Scleractinia; Pocilloporidae.